ACUACUACUACUACUACUUCUUUUAAAUUUAUAGAGACAAAAGCUAGCUCAUAAAAUUUUUAUGAGUAAAAUCAAUCAAUCAAUACUGUUUAUUUUGUGUUCCACUUGCUCGUCUCCCGUGAAAUUGAAAAAUCGAUAAUGUUUUGACAUAUUGUCAUGGAAUACGAACUUCCCCAGCGACCACAUACAGUUGGAUCUGUACCAAAAUGGCAUAACCAGUCAGACUCACUGACAAAACUACUACAAGAAAUUCACAAAGAAGCUAGAGGGCCUGUUGAAAAACCAAAACCUCCACAAAAAAAUUAUUUGAAAGAAAACCUUAAACGGUUGAAAGAGAUUCAAGCUUGUGCCAAGAAGAAAUUAGAAGAAAAACAGACAUUAGAACCUCUUCGAGUACCUCAUAGGUAUUAUCAAGCACAGAAAAACUUUCUUGAUGAUCCAUCAAUAAAGGAAAACAUGACCUAUAGAAAUGUUGUCCCACCUAAAACAGCUGGACCAUUUAGAAGAAAUCCCCCUAGCUCUCCAUGUUUGAGUUCAAAGUCUGAAAUUCAUGAAAAACUUCAGACAUCCAAAUCUCUUCCUCGUUUAAAUCAAAUAGAAGAAAGUGAACGGAUAAUAAAAAGCAGAGAAAGCAAUCUUUGGGGCACUCGUAAACCAAUCAGUUUUUCUAAUACUUCAAAAGAAAUAGAGCUAAAGCCUAAAGUGCGACACCAAAUGGGCCAAAUUCCACAGUAUUUGACCAAAAGAAAAAAAGAAUGGGAAAUUGAGAGAGAAAGGCAACAAAAAAUAUUAGAGGAUUCUUCUAUACCUACUGGUUACACUCUUUUGCCUGAUGAUGAAAGAGUUGAGACAUUAGAGUUGCUGAAAAAAAAUCAAGAAGAAUUGAUUAGGAUUUUAGCAGCACUUCCUGUUAGAAAUGACACUAUGCGCUUAAGAAAUCAAAAAGAAGAAUUGGAACGACAACUUGCAAAAGCGGAAGAAGGAAUCAAAAUAUUUUCCAGACCAAAAGUCUUAAUAAAGAGUGAUUCUUAAUAUAGUGUUUAUCAUGGACUAAUGUAUAGAAUAUAACUGCACAUUAGUUUUUUUUUCUUUUAUUAUUUGGUGUUGGUGAUGUGUAAGUCUUAGUGAUUUACUGUUAAUAAUCACUCAUGUUUUUUGACAAGGCUUCUGUUGCUUGCUCUGCAGAUUUACGGAGAAUGAAAGACUACAAUCUUAAAUAACUUUUCCUAGUUUUUCAUGUGAAAUAGUUAAAAUAUGUAGAUAAUCAAAAAAAUUUAACAAGACCAAUAAAUGUGAAUUGAGACAUACAAAUUAUAAAAUUAUAUAUAAAUUGCAAAGAUUUACUGUAAAAACAUAAAAGUCUUUUAAUCAUGUGGUUAUAAAUGGAACAGAAAUUGUAUUUUUUAUAGUUUUGUAAGUAACUUUUAUCAUAUUAGUUUAAAAAUAUUUUUCAUAAAACACAUAAUAUCCGAGCCAUCUAGAGAUUUUUUUUCUUGGUUACAUAUAGUAUUAUUUUUUACAUGCUGUAUGUAUAAGCAAUAUUUUUAUACUAUAAUACAUAUUAUGGUAGAAAAAAGGUUAUUACGAGAUUAUUUUAAGAAGUAACUUGUCACAUCGGUUUAAAAAGGGCUUUCUUUUUUCAAAGCACUUAAUAUUCAAGCCAUUUAUCAAGCUAUUUUUUUACUGUGUUAUUCUUUUUACAUACUGUAUGUAUAAUCUAUAUUUUUAUACUAUACCACAUAUUGUAUUGUAUACCUAUAUUGUAAUCAAAAGUGUAUUUGGAAAUAUUAUUUUUACAAUCCAUUUUCAUUAUACAGUAAAACCUCCAGGAAAGACAACCUCUACUCUGUUUACUUUUUGCAGGCACGGAAUUUUUUCCAUAAACUUUGUGUCGAAGAAAACUUUUAGGAGAGACCAUCAAAACCUCAUCAUCAAAUGCAAAAAAGGUCAAAUAAGGAAAUACAGAAAAAUAUUUCGCAAAACAAAUAAGUAAACUGAAUAUAUUAAAAAUAUUUGUGACUGGCUCUUAUUUGGAGAGCUUUUUUUGAAGAUUUGAGAGAGAUCGACAACCUCAUGUUGCAUUCAGAGUGCAUUAUAGACGAUGCUGUCAAUGAUAAUUUUUAGAGUUGAAAGUUAAAUGGGGGGGAAAAGUUAUUUUUGAAAAGACUAAGCAUCUCAAGCAAACAAACCUCUUCUCAUUUUUAAAGUUUACUAAUUCUUAUGAUAUAAAAUUAGAUGCAAAUUUAGACCCCACAAACAUAAUUGUUUAUUUAUUUAAAAUAGUUCUAUCAUUCAUAAUUGGUAAAUUUGUUUUUACACGUAAUUAGGGCUCGCAUUUAUUGACUUUAAGUAUUAUUCAUCGAUUUGGUUUUCAUAAAGCCAACCUGAGUGGUACUUCCGCUCUAAGAAAAUGACAGUGAAUAAAAUUAAAGUCGCUUGUGAAAAAUCAUGUAUUUUUGAUUACAUUUAAGUCAAUAGAGGCAACCCCUAAGAAUGACCAACCUCCUUUAACAACCAUUUUACUGUAGAACAGAGUGGUCGCUCAGGAAAGGUUUCACUAUGCAAUAUUUAGAUUUCCACUUUUAAUUUAGUUGACAUAGUUAUACCGCAAUGGAUUGUUUGUAUUGUAUGAAAUAAAUAUCUAAAAGUUGUAAAUAGUGUUUUGUUUUAACAUUUUUCAUUUUUGAAAUGUGUGUUUAAAAUGCUUAUUUCAUUGAUGUCAACAGAUGUUACUAAAAUUUUCUAUAUUAACAUCUUAAAAAAAGGCAAGUUGCAUAAUUAAUUAUCAAUCACUUUAUUAGUUUUUUGAUUUUUAUUAAAUAAUACCAUUGUUUUGUUUAAAUUAAUGUUAUAUUUUUAAAUUUAUGAGUAAAUAUUCAUGGUACUUUUGCAUAUUCACCAUAUAAUGACCUUAGUGUUUGUUUUCCUACGAAAACCUGGGGUUUUUGGAUUGAGGGUCGGCUGUACUUUCUUCCAUUGAUUUUUUUAUGUGAUGAAAAUGUUUAAAGAUGUGUUGAUGUAUAAAAUAUGUGGCUUACAAAAAAUAGUUGUGUUGUCAAGUAUAUAAGUUUUUAUGCACAUAAAUAGGCAUGCAAUAAAAAAAUUAAUACC
Molecule: messenger RNA, 3111 nt
Organism: Parasteatoda tepidariorum (common house spider)
Lineage: Eukaryota; Metazoa; Arthropoda; Arachnida; Araneae; Theridiidae
Cellular component (GO): cytoplasmic microtubule
Source: RefSeq, a predicted model, not a curated record